This is a messenger RNA of Amborella trichopoda, 3447 nucleotides long. RefSeq names its product Cellulose synthase family protein (gene IRX3). Gene Ontology annotation, cellular component: membrane. The record is from RefSeq and is a predicted model, not a curated record. Gene Ontology annotation, molecular function: cellulose synthase (UDP-forming) activity. NCBI's taxonomy places the organism in Eukaryota, Viridiplantae, Streptophyta, Magnoliopsida, Amborellales, Amborellaceae. Gene Ontology annotation, biological process: cellulose biosynthetic process.
UUUCCGGUGUGUCUUUCGACAGGAAAAUGGAGGCGAGCGCCGGACUAGUGGCUGGAUCACAUAACCGCAACGAACUUGUUGUCAUCCAUGGUCAUGAAGAGCCAAAGCCUUUGAAGGCUUUGGAUGGGCAGGUGUGCGAGAUCUGCGGUGAUGAAAUCGGAGUUACAGCUGAAGGGGAGCUCUUUGUUGCAUGCAAUGAGUGUGGGUUCCCUGUGUGCCGCCCUUGUUAUGAGUAUGAGAGAAGAGAGGGCACUCAGCUUUGCCCUCAGUGCAAAACCAGAUACAAGAGACUAAAAGGAAGUCCAAGGGUUGAAGGGGAUGAAGAUGAAGAGGACAUUGAUGAUAUUGAGCAUGAAUUUAGCCUGGAAGAUGAACAAAGCAAGAGGCAACACCUUGCAGAAGCCAUGCUUCAUGGCAAGAUGAGCUAUGGCCGAGGAGUCGAUGAAGAAGCUUCACAGACUAGCCAUCACCACCCUGAAAUCCCACACCCCAUCACCGCGAGAUCACGCCCGGUAAGUGGAGAGUUUCCAUUACCUCACCAUGCAGACCAGGGUUCAUCCUUGCACAAACGAGUUCAUCCAUAUCCCGUCUCUGAACCUGGAGGGAGUGCAAGAUUUGAUGGUUGGGAUGCGAAUAGGGAAGGAGGAGGAGAGUGGAGAGAUCGGAUGGAUGAUUGGAAAUCAAAGCAGGGGCUUCUCGGACCUGAUCCGAACGAUCUCGAUCCAGACAUGCCCAUUGUGGAUGAGGCUAGACAGCCUCUUUCAAGGAAGGUGCCGAUUGCAUCGAGCAAGGUCAACCCCUACAGGAUGGUGAUCGUGGCUCGACUCUUCAUUCUCGCCAUCUUUCUUCGCUACCGGAUCCUCAACCCGGUGCACGACGCCAUUGGUCUGUGGCUAACAUCAGUUACAUGUGAGAUCUGGUUUGCCUUCUCGUGGAUUCUCGAUCAAUUCCCCAAGUGGUUUCCCAUAGAUCGUGAGACGUAUCUCGAUCGCCUUUCUCUAAGAUACGAGAGGGAGGGUGAGCCUUCGAUGCUUUCGCCUGUGGACAUAUUUGUGAGCACAGUGGAUCCACUGAAGGAGCCUCCCUUGGUUACUGCCAACACUGUGCUCUCCAUCUUGGCUGUUGAUUAUCCGGUCGAUAAGAUAUCUUGCUACGUGUCUGAUGAUGGAGCAUCAAUGCUUACCUUUGAGGCCCUAUCAGAAACAGCUGAGUUUGCAAGGAAAUGGGUUCCCUUCUGUAAGAAGUUUGCGAUUGAGCCUAGAGCACCAGAGAUGUAUUUCUCAUUGAAGAUUGACUACCUCAAAGAUAAGGUGCAGCCGACUUUUGUCAAGGAACGUAGAGCAAUGAAGAGAGAAUAUGAAGAAUUCAAGGUCCGAAUCAAUGCAAUGGUUGCGAAGGCCGUGAAAGUUCCUCCGGAGGGAUGGAUAAUGCAAGAUGGAACUCCAUGGCCCGGCAACAACACUCGUGAUCAUCCGGGGAUGAUCCAAGUGUUUUUGGGUCACAGUGGAGGCCUUGAUGCAGAAGGAAAUGAGCUUCCACGUCUCGUUUACGUGUCACGUGAGAAGAGGCCUGGUUUUCACCACCACAAGAAGGCUGGAGCCAUGAAUGCUUUGGUGCGAGUGUCUGCAGUCCUCACCAAUGCUCCUUUCAUGCUUAACUUGGAUUGUGACCAUUACAUAAACAACAGUAAGGCUGUUCGAGAGGCAAUGUGCUUCUUGAUGGAUGCACAAACCGGAAGAAAAGUAUGCUAUGUCCAAUUUCCCCAGAGAUUCGAUGGCAUUGAUACACACGAUCGUUAUGCCAAUCGAAACACCGUGUUUUUUGAUAUCAACAUGAAGGGUCUAGAUGGGAUUCAAGGUCCAGUAUAUGUAGGUACAGGGUGUGUUUUUAGAAGGCAGGCUCUCUAUGGAUAUGAACCACCCAAGGGUCCCAAACGCCCAAAAAUGGUGAGUUGUGGCUGUUUGCCUUGUUGCGGUGGCCGAAAGAAGGCAAGAAAGAACUCCAGAAAUGGAAACGGCAAAUCAGGAUCAACAGUCGAUGGAGAGGACGACAAGGCAUUAUUGAUGUCACAGAUGAAUUUUGAGAAGAGGUUUGGACAAUCAGCAGUUUUUGUUGCAUCUACACUCAUGGAGGAAGGAGGUGUGCCCCCAUCUUCAAGCCCUGCCGCUCUGCUCAAAGAGGCCAUUCAUGUCAUUAGUUGUGGCUAUGAAGACAAGACUGAAUGGGGAACUGAGCUUGGAUGGAUAUACGGUUCUAUCACAGAGGACAUCUUAACAGGUUUCAAAAUGCACUGUCGAGGUUGGCGCUCCAUAUAUUGCAUGCCAAAGAGGGCAGCAUUCAAGGGCUCAGCCCCCAUUAACCUCUCUGAUCGGCUCAACCAAGUCCUUCGAUGGGCCCUUGGCUCGGUUGAGAUCUUCUUUAGUCGGCAUAGCCCUGUUUGGUAUGGUUACAAUGGUGGUCACCUGAAGUGGCUUGAGAGAUUUGCAUAUGUAAACACCACUAUUUACCCGUUCACCUCUCUUCCUCUAUUGGCCUAUUGCACAUUACCAGCCAUUUGCUUGCUCAGUGGAAAGUUCAUCAUGCCAACUAUUAGCACAUUUGCGAGCCUCUUCUUCAUCUCUCUUUUCCUCUCCAUCUUUGUGACCGGCAUUCUUGAGCUCCGAUGGAGUGGUGUAAGUAUUGAAGAGUGGUGGCGCAAUGAACAAUUUUGGGUGAUUGGUGGAGUGUCAGCCCACCUCUUUGCAGUGGUGCAAGGCCUCCUCAAGGUCCUUGCAGGUAUCGAUACCAACUUCACCGUUACCUCGAAAGCCACUGAUGAUGAAGAGUUUGGAGAACUUUAUGCAUUCAAGUGGACAACUCUUCUCAUCCCACCAACCACUCUCCUCAUCAUAAAUCUUGUUGGCGUUGUAGCUGGGGUCUCUGAUGCCAUCAACAAUGGCUACCAGUCAUGGGGACCAUUGUUUGGAAAAUUGUUUUUUGCGUUUUGGGUGAUCGUGCAUUUAUACCCGUUCUUGAAAGGUCUGAUGGGUCGUCAGAACCGGACACCGACCAUUGUUGUUAUUUGGUCCGUUUUGUUGGCUUCGAUCUUCUCAUUACUCUGGGUUCGUAUUGAUCCAUUUGUGAUUAAGACCAAGGGACCGACUACGAAGCAGUGUGGGAUCAAUUGUUAAGCGCUCUAUUCUUCAUGAUUGUUACAGUCUCUAUAGUUUGUUUCGACAUAUUUGUCAAUUGAGUGAAGAAGUUACACACAUCAGCAAAGUGGAGUUGUAGAAAGAACAAGCAUUAGCAAAGCGGUAAUUUUGGUUUGUCGAUAAUCUGCUCUUUGCGGUUUUAAAGAUGCGUGUGAAGCAUCGGAUUAAAAAUCUGUAAAGAGAAUUUAAAGUUUGAGCAUUGUAUUUGACGAUGGAAUCGAAUAAACUGCAGAAAAGGGCAAACGAUUUUUGGUUA